This is a messenger RNA of Mycena indigotica, 819 nucleotides long. RefSeq lists its product as uncharacterized. The record is from RefSeq and is a predicted model, not a curated record. Bases 1 to 819 code for a protein of 272 amino acids. The transcript is spliced from 3 exons. NCBI's taxonomy places the organism in Eukaryota, Fungi, Basidiomycota, Agaricomycetes, Agaricales, Mycenaceae.
AUGACGGACCUCCAGCCAAGACUCCCGCCCGAACUCGAGCGAGCAAUAUUUGCGAUGGCUGCGGCUCUUCAUCCAUCGAUGACUGUCCCGCUGCUCCUCGUUGCCCGCCGUGUGCUGAUUUGGAUUGAGCCCAUGUUAUAUUCGUCUACGAUACUGGAAGAGGAGUCUCAUCUCGACGCCUUCUUGCGCAUGGUAGCGCGCGAUCCGGAAAUGGCGCGCGGUGCUGUGCGACAUGUCGUUGUUCCCUUCACUCGAGGAACAACGGCGGCCCAAGAUACCAUUCGAACGGCGCUCAGUGCUUGUACAAGACUCGACAGAUUGGCCGUCGGUUCUUGUACGUGGUCCGCCGCGCUUCUCGCCGACCUUUCCGCCGCUGGAGUCCGCCUCACGCGCUUUGCUGGCCACGUCACCACUGGGGGUCCAACAGGCUUCUCGACCUUACAGCUCCUGUUUGGCGCACUGACUCAUCUCGAAGUAUUUGACGAGCUGCACGAUGCGACUCCUCUCCUUACUGCUCUUCCCUGUCUCACGCACGUCGCUAUCAGCAUGCCCACAAUGAAUGACGGUGAGCGGGCAGUAAACGACCUAAUGCGCUCUUUGCCGCGUCUAAAGGUCUUUUGCAUCGUAUGGAGCAUCAACAGGCACACAUCCACGUCCCACUUUGUAUUCACAGACGCGCGGAUCGUUAUGUGCGUCUAUGAAGAGUGGUUCGACGCAAUCGUGGACGGGCCCAGCUAUUGGGAACUCGCGGAAGUUCAUAUCGCCAAAAAGGCCCGGCGCGAGAUUCCGGAUAAUGAGUGCUGGGCGAGCGUUGAAUAG